Myxocyprinus asiaticus (Chinese sucker) is the source of this 5259-nucleotide messenger RNA. Its product is annotated as regulator of G-protein signaling 9-binding protein B-like. Gene Ontology annotation, cellular component: neuron projection. Lineage: Eukaryota; Metazoa; Chordata; Actinopteri; Cypriniformes; Catostomidae. The transcript has 10 exons. The record is from RefSeq and is a predicted model, not a curated record. The coding region runs from base 2497 to 3261 and encodes 254 amino acids. Gene Ontology annotation, biological process: G protein-coupled receptor signaling pathway.
UAGCAGUCAAACACAUCUGGAAUGGCAUGAGGAUGAGUAAACUGCUGAUUUUCCACCAUUGGGCCGAACAGUUCUGAGCACGGUACGGAACGGUUACAUGAGCAUUUCCACAUGAGCACGGUUCAGAACGGGACAAUUCACCUGGAGCAACUUGGAGUUAAGUGCCUUACUCAAGGACACAAUGGUGGUGGCUGUGGGGAUCAAACCAGCAACCUUCUGAUUACAAUUUUAUGAAACCAAAAUGAGGGAAUCACAAAAUUACAAGGCACAUCAAUGUAAGACCUGAGAAUGACCUCACACAACCCCCUUCUCUACAGUGUGAUUGGAUAAGUACACAGUUGAAUGACCAUCAGUUUGUUAAUGGCUCCUCCCUAGGGACUGUAAAGAUUUAUUUUAUUUUUUUUUAAAGAACUCUUCUAAACGUUUCUAAACCUGGCAUCACAAGUGCAAAAUAUCUGCUGCACUGAUAAAGUAUACAUUAAGAAUGAAAACGGAGCUGUUCAUUGUUUUUGUGUGUGCCAGUUUGGUAACACAGGCAACACACAAUAAAGAGGGCAGUAAGGAAGCAGUCACGAAUGACAAGCAUACUAUGAACAAACACAUAUUUUUACAAUACACACCCUCGGAGAAGAAUGUUGAAGAGCGGGUUUCUGAAGCACACCCCACUUUAAAUGAAACCAACCCAUAUUUUUUGCAGCCUGUAAAUGGGAGUAACCAUGAACAGAUGACCAACCAUACGUUUUUAAAUAAAACCCAAGGAGAUUUUUGGGAGAGGAUAACUGGGAUGAACCAUGCAGAGCAUAACUGAAGUGUUGCAAAGCCCUAAAGACAAGUUACAUAAAUGAUAAAGGACAAGUAAUUCAACUGGAAAACAGUCAACCCUGAUGAAUUUAGUUAUUUGAAGAUGACACACUUAAUUGUUUAUUGAGCAAUUUGCAGUUUAUAUUGUAAUGUAAUCACAUGAAUACCAAAACUGCAACAGCACAUAUGUAAAAUACAUUUAUUUUAUUUGAUCAAUAUUCUGGAGCUCUUUUAACAUUUUUUUUUUUGGGAAUGUUGAUAAUUUAUUAAAAAAAAAUAAAAAAUAAAAUAAAAAAAAACUUAGCAAUUCAGCUAUAUGCAUUCAAGUCCACUCUAAACAAAUAGUUGUACCAAGUAAAGUAUUAAUCAGAGUACAUUUUAUCCCAGUUGGUGAUGUGUAUUUAUCUAACAAACAAAUCUGAUUUAUAAUCUCUUGGUUAUAGGUUUUUACCUUAAGGCCUGAUGUUACAGCUGAAACUAUAACAAAGCCACAAGUCAUUUUAUAAAUUUACAUUACAACAUCAUUCAUUGUGGGCCUGCUCCACAUUCUGAUAUUUAUAAUAAUUGGUAAUUAAUUCAUGUAUUGUCCAAACUUAGACUGCAUAUUUGAAAUUCAAAAAGGAUUUGCAUCUGAAUUGUCUGUACAGUCAUGGUUAAGAUGGGAUAACCGGACCGAUCCAGCAGAUAUAUCUGAGGGAUUAUUUUAACAUGCCCCUAAUCUAAUUUGACCUGAGACAGAGGAGACUAGUGAUCACCUGCACAGUCCAUACAUGUAAGCAUAAAUAAGAACAUUAAAGAUGAUGUGCUGUUGUGUUCCUGGUACAAGCUAUUAAAUUUGAGGUUAAUAAAAGCAAUUCAUCUGAAAUCCAGUUUGUUACAGCUAUUUUGUUUAAUCAUAUAAUUGUCUGUGGCUACACAUUAACAAAAUAAUACAUGAAACACCUUAUUUUCAUUUGAAGAGCUAAUUCUCUUCAAGAUAAAUAAUUUAUUGACAUUAGAUACAUUAAUAAAUAUGCUUGGUAAUGCAUAUUAGCAUGCAUUACCUAAUAUAAAAAUAGCUUUCUCAUUUUUUUAUAUUUUAUUUUAUUUCAGUGGUGUUGAAAUUUCAGUAUAUAUUAUAAUUGUGGAUUAUAAUAUAUACUGAUAUACUAGGAUUGUGACAAUUAAGCGAUGUGACCCUUUGUCUGGGCAUGUUGGUUGACUCCUGCAAGAACUGUAGCAAACACUGGACCACAACCUGCCCCUCAGGGCCUGUCCUGACAUUCAGGCACACACAGAGAAAGAGAAAGGAAAGAGAAGAAAGCAAGCAUGUGCUAAGAUAAAAAGGGGGGUCUUGGAGGAGGUAAUGACGCAUUCCCAGGCCCCAGCAUCGCCGCACCUCUCAGCAGCAUGUAAUGAGCUUAACCACACGGCCUUAGGGGUCAAUUGCUCGGAUUAUCACACUCGACAUUGACAUCACAAUACUAUGCAGCUCUCUGUUUUUUCUGUUCUUUUUUGAAAACCUUUUGGACAUUUACAUUUUUAUUUUUACAUGAGUAUGUGAUAAUUUAUAUUAAACGGGUUGGACAAGACUGUCAGCUCAAAUAUGGACCAUCAUUUACUCCAGCUAAGAAGUGGGGUGUAUAAGGGUUGGCGAGUUUGAGGGUGGGGUGUAACUUUUGGAUUCACCCUUGUUAACUUUGAAUAUACAAACCAAUGCCACUUUGCAACAACAAGGUUGCUGAUGAUGGAACAUCAGCACAUCCACUGCAAGAGGGAAAAACAAUGGUGGAUUCCCUCGUCAAGGUGGUGGCAUGUUAUCGACACUUGGCCUCCUGUGUUGGCGGAUGCACUGACAGCUCCAGCCUGCGGCGCGACCUGCGGCAAACACGAGAGCGGGCCCAAGUACUAGCACUGUCCUGUCGCAACCACCUGACAGCUCGGCUAAGGGAUAAAACAUUACCAGAUGAUGAAAAGAAGGAAACAGAGCUGCUAUGGGUGGCGUUCUCUUCUUGCCUGGAGCUCUUACAUGCAGACAUGUGCAAGGUGUUCAGCAUGGUCAAGCACUUUUCCCUGGCCAGCAACAGUACCAUGGUACAAACAGGCAUACAGGGGGGGACAACAGAGAUGGCAGCACGGGCUUUGAGCCUGCCUGACCUGCAGGAGGCUAGUGAUGACACCCAGACUUCCAGCAUGGAGGGUCAGGAGCAGAGUCAGCUGGAGCAGGAGAUUGCGCAGGUGGACCGCACUCUGGAAGACAUGGAGCUGAAGGUCAAUGUUCUGCGUUGGACAGUGGAAGCACAGGGACUUCAGUAUGCUGACCCCGUCAGCACUGAUAGCGCCUCACUGGCGCUGCUCUCCAUCGAUGAAGAGGCAGCCGAACGCUUUUGCGAUCGUAGCCAAAUGUUCAUGGCAAUGAUUCUGUGCAGUGUGGCGAUCUUUGCCGUGGUGCUAUCGGUGUGUGUGGUGUUCCUGGCAUGAAGUGUAAUCAAGUGCACCAUUUGUGAGGUGUAGGCUGCCAGGUUAACUGGCAAUGCUCCUUUUUCUGAGGUCCCUUCAGUUGUGACCGGCCAAACAUUAAAGGGAUAGUUCACCCAAAAUGUUUAAUUAUGUCAUCAUUUACUCCCCAUUAUGUCACUCCAAACCUGUAUGUAUUUCUUUCCUCUGUGCAAUACAAAAGAAGAUUUUUUUUUUCCCAUACAGUGAAAGUCAGUGUGGUCAUAUGUUGUCUUGGACCCGAUUGACUUUCAUUGUAUGGACAAAAACAGUUGAAACAUUCUUUAAAAAAAAAAAAAAAUCUGUGAAAGAAAGUAAUGAUGUUGAUGACAGAAUUUUCAUUUUUGGGUGAACUUUUCCUUUAAAGUCUGCACACAGAUUGUUUUUAAUUGAAAAGGGCUGUGUGUCUGUGUAUUUAUUUUCAAAAGUUUAACCAUUCCUUUCUAUUGAUCUCAGCGGCGCCUGCAGUUUUACAUCAGUUCUUUUUACAAAUCAAAACUGUUGCCAUUAAUUUUGAGUGUAUCCGUUUUUCACAAAAGAAAUGUGAAAUAUGUACAAGCAGUAAAAUCCAGUGUUAUCUGUGCUUCAAGAAGUAGAGGUUUGGCAUGUAAACAUUAGGGUUGAUAGUAAAUACUAUAUUCAGAGGGUCAUGUGAUUCAUCAUGCCAUAAUUUUAACUGUAGAUCUCUCAUUUCUUUCCUGUUUAUAGCCAAUACACUGUAAACAUUGACACAACAUUUGAUCCUAACUGUUACUGUUCGCUGUUCAUUUUCCUAGCUGUACAGUGCUCUCAAAACCGUUCCAUUAAUAGAGAAGCAUAGGGCUUUAAUAUUUUCCAUGUAUGACUAUAUUUAUUUUAUUAUUUAGUUGAAUUAUACCUAAAUCUUUUUAAAGGUAAUUAAACCUUGAGAACUUAAAUAAGAUGAUAUAUCUGAUAUGUUAAAUACACAUAGUUUAAAAUGUUCUUUUUCCAUUAACAUUUAUGUUGUGACUUACCAUGACAGUCCUUUAAUAACUUUUGGUGCAUUACCAUUUUCCUGCUAUAUACAGUAGCCUACCAUUCAAUGUGAGAAUGGGUGGUUAUAUUAUAUAUCAUUUACUUUUUUAAAUUAUAAUAAAUUAUUUUAAUCAAAUUCAUUUUCUUUAAUCAUGAAGGAAAAGAAGUCAAUCAAAUGUGUAGAAAACUGUGUUAAAAACACUAGACUAAUUAUAUUAGCAUCGAUUCUGUCACAAAUUGUUAAGAUGUAAUUUUAAUGAAUAAAAUAUAGGUUAUGUUAGUCUUAAUAGUAAAAAAUAAAGAAAAAUGUAAUAACCUCAAAAUGAAGGUCAAUUCAAAUUUCACAAGAACUCUGGAGACGAAUGUGGCAAACCAUCAAGCAAUUCCAGGACAUUAAACUACUGUACACUUAUAACGUCACUAAAGGUCCGACAGGCCAAAGAGGGACCUAAUAAUUAGACAAAUCGCUCAUUUGUGUUGUAAGCUCACUAUACAGUAUGAUCAUUGCCAAAGACACCACUGCACAGAAAAGAUGAGCCUUGCCUGGCAAAAUAACAUUGUAACUGAACUUUGAAGAACUGAUUUCUGGCAUACGGGCAUGCCAGUCGAUCGGGAUUACAGCCAGUUGGUCAGCAAGAUCCCAAAACAUACUUCAGAGGUAUUAAAAAGCUUUCUGAUCAAGGAGAAAGUAAAAGCCAACUCAGUCUAAUGACGUCAUCUUCACAGUAUUUUAACUUUUAUGGGAUUGUACAGGUGAUUUUCUGCUAAAAAUUGCCAGCCAAAUGUCGGGUGUUUAUAAAGUUGCUGUUAAUUCAAAGUGUGACCAUUCUACAGAAUCCAAGAUUUUAGGAAAAAGUUCAGUGUUCUGCUUUGGUUUUCCUUUUGUUUUCCUUCAUACAUUGUGACAUGUUUUCAUUUUUAAGUAACUCACAAACAUUACAUUUUGAAAAAUAAAAAAAUUUAAUGUUUUAAAUAACCUGAAUAUCC